GAUCUGGAGAUAGUAUAUUCUUAUUUACAUGGAAUGGAAGCUUUGUCUAAUUUAAGAGAACAUCAGCUCAGAAUCAUGUGUGAAACCGUGAGAUAUGAGCGGCAUGAAGCCAAUGAAGUUUUAUACUAUCCUGAUGAUAUUGGAACCUGUUGGUAUAUUCUUCUGUCUGGUUCAGUAUUUAUCAAAGAAUCAAUGUUUCUUCCAAGGAGCAGUUUUGGGAAACGCUCUGCAGGAAGCUUCAGGCGUGGCUGUGAAUGCAUUGUUCUAGAACCAUCUGAAAUGAUUGUGGUGGAUUACAUGGAUGAAAAUGAAGAAUAUUUCCAGCGACAAGCUUCACAUAGACAAUCAAGGAGGAGAUUUAGGAAAAUCAACCAAAAAGGAGAAAGACAAACAAUUAUUGAUACUGUUGAUGCUUAUCCUGUAGGGAAGCCACCCUUACCUAGAGGUUAUCAUACGGAAUGCACUAAACAGCAGCUACCUGCAGAUUUUACAAAACUGCACCUCACUGACAGUCUCCACCCACAGGUGACCCACGUUUCAUCUAGUCAUUCAGGAUGUAGCAUCACUAGUGACUCUGGCAGUAGCAGUUUAUCUGAUAUCUAUCAGGCCACAGAAAGUGAAGCUGGUGACAUGGACCUGAGUGGAUUACCAGAAACAGCAGUAGAUUCUGAAGAUGAUGACGAUGAAGAAGAUAUUGAGAGGGCUUCUGAUCCUUUGAUGAGCAGAGAUAUUGUUAGAGACUGUCUAGAAAAAGAUCCAAUAGACAGGACAGAUGAUGAUAUUGAACAACUCUUGGAAUUCAUGCAUCAAUUACCAGCUUUUGCUAACAUGACAAUGUCAGUGAGAAGAGAACUCUGUGCUGUGAUGGUAUUUGCAGUUGUAGAAAGAGCAGGAACCAUUGUUCUAAAUGAUGGAGAAGAACUUGAUUCCUGGUCUGUUAUUUUGAAUGGUUCUGUAGAAGUAACAUAUCCAGAUGGAAGAACAGAAAUAUUAUGCAUGGGAAACAGUUUUGGUGUUUCUCCUACUAUGGACAAAGAAUAUAUGAAAGGAAUCAUGAGAACCAAAGUGGAUGACUGCCAGUUUGUAUGCAUAGCCCAACAAGAUUACUGUCGCAUACUGAACCAAGUAGAAAAGAACAUGCAGAAGGUAGAAGAGGAAGGGGAGAUUGUUAUGGUAAAAGAGCAUAGGGAACUGGAUCGCACUGGAACAAGAAAAGGUCACAUUGUUAUUAAGGGAACACCGGAGAGAUUAACAAUGCAUUUAGUUGAAGAACAUUCAGUAGUGGAUCCAACUUACAUAGAAGAUUUCCUAUUGACAUAUAGAACCUUCCUUUCGAGCCCAAUGGAAGUGGGGAAAAAGUUAUUGGAGUGGUUUAAUGAUCCUAGCCUCAGGGAUAAGAGUAAUUGUGUAAGCACAGUAACUAUGUUUCUCUCCUGUUACUGCAGUGAUAUUGCAAUUGGUCAGUCUCAGGAUGAUAGCAUUGUAGGUUUAAGGCAGACCAAGCACAUUCCUCCUGCUUUACCUGUCAGUGGAACACUGUCAUCAAGUAAUCCUGAUUUACUGCAGUCACAUCAUCGCAUCUUAGAUUUCAACACAACCCCAGAUUUACCAGAUCAGGUUCUACGAGUCUUUAAAGCAGAUCAGCAAAGUCGCUACAUUAUGAUAAGCAAAGACACAACUGCAAAAGAAGUCGUCGUUCAAGCUAUUCGUGAGUUUGCUUUAACCACCACCCCAGAUGCUUACUCGUUAUGUGAGGUCUCUGUCACUCCAGAGGGUGUCAUUAAGCAGCGGAGACUUCCAGAUCAACUCUCCAAACUUGCUGACAGAAUACAGCUUAGUGGAAGGUAUUAUUUGAAAAAUAACAUGGAGACAGAAACUUUGUGUUCAGAUGAAGAUGCUCAGGAAUUGCUAAGAGAGAGCCAAAUUUCUCUACUGCAGCUCAGCACUAUAGAGGUGGCUACCCAACUCUCAAUGCGUAAUUUUGAACUGUUCCGCAACAUUGAACCUACAGAGUACAUAGACGAUUUAUUUAAACUGAAAUCUAAAUUUAACUGUGCUAAUUUAAAAAAGUUUGAAGAAGUAAUAAACCAAGAAACCUUUUGGGUAGCAUCUGAGAUUUUGCGAGAAACCAACCAGUUGAAAAGGAUGAAGAUAAUUAAGCACUUCAUUAAGAUAGCACUGCACUGCAGGGAAUGCAAGAACUUUAACUCAAUGUUUGCAAUAAUAAGUGGUCUGAAUUUAGCUCCGGUUGCAAGAUUACGAACCACGUGGGAAAAACUUCCAAGCAAAUACGAGAAAUUGUUUCAAGAUCUUCAGGACUUAUUUGAUCCAUCUAGAAACAUGGCAAAAUACCGCAAUGUCUUGAAUAGUCAGAAUCUACAGCCCCCCAUUAUUCCAUUGUUCCCUGUAAUAAAAAAGGAUCUUACAUUUCUUCAUGAAGGAAAUGAUUCCAAGGUGGAAGGUUUGGUCAAUUUUGAGAAAUUAAGAAUGAUUGCAAAAGAGAUCCGCCAUGUGGGUCGAAUGGCUUCCGUUAAUAUGGAUCCUGCUUUAAUGUUCAGGACUCGGAAGAAGAAAUGGAGGAGUCUGGG
Molecule: messenger RNA, 2588 nt
Organism: Thamnophis sirtalis
Lineage: Eukaryota; Metazoa; Chordata; Lepidosauria; Squamata; Natricidae
Source: RefSeq, a predicted model, not a curated record